CAAGAGUUGAUUAGUACAAUGCUAUUACAAGACGCGCACAGUGUGUAGAUAGCGAUGAGGGGCAGAUUGAGUUCGAACUCUUAUACAAACCCCUCAGAUACGCACGCGGUAGGCCGUCCAUAAACGGAAGAAGAAAUCAACCUCCACGAAGCUGCUGCUCCCGUGACGAAAUUCCCCAACCAGCAGCAGCCAAUGCCGUCAAAGACACCCGAUAUCGAACUGGCACAGAUGGCGGUGCCAGGAUCCGCCGCCAUGGCACCCGACUCGGGCUCUGCUGCGCCGCUGGCGACGCCGGGCGCGACGGAUCCCUCGCUCGUCGCUACGGCUGCUAUGGCUAAGCGAGCGACUGCGAUAUCAUCAGCUUCGACGGGUACGCUCAGACAGAAGCAGCCGGUCGUGUUCCAGGCUGUUCGGCUCGCGUCGAUUGUUAUAUAUUUUACGACAGCUGUAUUGACAAUCAAUCUCACUCAGCUAAUUGGACUUCCAAUCCGAUUGUUCUCAAAGUCAUGGUUUCACGCCUACGUCGACUUCACAAAGCAGCACUUUGGCCUGCUUCUCACCACAAUGACGCAAUGGUGGGCUCCCACGCCCGUCCACGUCGUCGGCGACUCCUCGGUCUCGGGUCUGAUCAAGCGUGCAAGCGACGGAACACUUGAGACAAAGUUUGGGGAGCGGAUUGUGUUGCUGGCGAAUCACCAGAUCGAUGCCGAUUGGUUGUAUCUGUGGUGGAUUGCGUACACUAGCAAGGCACAUGGAGGAAUGUAUAUCAUUCUGAAGGAGUCGUUGAAGAACGUUCCGUUUCUUGGGUGGGGCAUGCAAUACUUCAAAUUCAUAUUUUUGUCUCGGAAAUGGGAGAAGGACGAGGGUCGCAUGCGAACCGCUCUGACAAACAUCGCCAACGAGCCAGACUGGCCUGCGUGGGUGCUAAUCUUCCCCGAAGGAACAAACAUCACCGAGAACACAAAGAAGCGGAGUCAUGAGUACGCCGUGAAGCUCGAUCUCCAGGAACCCGAGCAUAUGCUUCUUCCGCGGACGCGUGGGCUCUACUUCACGCUCAAGAACCUCGACGUACCGUAUCUCUACGACUGCACGGUGGCAUACGAGGGUGUUCCGCGAAACGGCUACGGCCAGGAUUUCUUCACUCUGCCGACCAUAUACGUGCAAGGACGGCCGCCGAAAUCAGUGCACAUGCACUGGCGGCGCUUUCACAAGUCGACGAUCCCUCUCGAUGACGAAUCCGAGUUUGGCAGAUGGCUCCACCAGCGAUGGCUAGAGAAGGACGCAAUCAUGGAGAGCUAUUACACAAACGGCCAUUUCGACGGCGACGAGCAGGUCGACUCUGAGGUCCGACUCAGGCGGACGACGGAGAUUUUGCAGUUGUAUGCUGUUCCGGCAGCGGCUUUUCUGUGCGCCAACGUGGCGUGGAAACUUUGGGGUAUGCUCAGGUAGGGCAUGCUCGCUACCGUGUUUAUAAGUAAUCAAUUUCUCGUGUUUUAUUUUUUGUUCGAGGGGCAAGGAGGAGGAGGAGAGUUGGCUGUCGUGCACCGGAGAGAGUCCGUCGGAGGGCGCGACUGCCUCUUGGUAUAGUUACAUAGCACCUUAUUACAGCGUGAAUGGUCGGCAGCCAGUGAUCGUGUGUAUGAUGAUAAUCGGAAGUGGUAGUUGCAAUUCACGAUUGCAUUUAUCAGUAAUCAUGACAUCUUUUAGGAGUGGUGCAGCAGAGAAUGUGCACAUAAAGCGUAAGCGCAGUAGAAUCCGAGGUGGCGGCGAGUUUUGGUCAGGCACCUGAUUUGAGUUUCUGGCA
This is a messenger RNA of Myxozyma melibiosi, 1804 nucleotides long. RefSeq names its product acyltransferase-domain-containing protein. The transcript is spliced from 4 exons. NCBI's taxonomy places the organism in Eukaryota, Fungi, Ascomycota, Lipomycetes, Lipomycetales, Lipomycetaceae. Gene Ontology annotation, molecular function: acyltransferase activity. The record is from RefSeq and is a predicted model, not a curated record. Gene Ontology annotation, cellular component: endomembrane system; endoplasmic reticulum. Gene Ontology annotation, biological process: phosphatidylinositol acyl-chain remodeling. The coding region runs from base 193 to 1449 and encodes 418 amino acids.